AUGAUGUUCGGCUCAACCUUGAGUACAGCCGCACCAACUGGAACGACAAUCAAGUUUGAUCCCGUGAAAGGAUCAGAUACGAUGAUGAGGAAUGGUCUAACUCAGUCGAUCCAGACCAAACUAAUGUGUAUCACCGCCAUGAAACAAUACGAAACGAAGUGUUUGGAGGUAAGCUUUGUUGUUUCUGAGUAUAAUUCCUCUCUUUAGGAGUUACGAGUUGAAGAUUACCAAGCUAAUCGAAAGCAGCCCACGGCGGGAUCAACAACUUCUGGAUUCGGAGGAACUUUGGGGACUUCGAAUACUUCUUCGUUAUUUGGAAGCAAACCUACCACUGGGUUCGGAGCAACAACAACACCCGCUUUUGGGCAGGCUUCUACCGGGAAUAGCUUGUUUGGGAGUACUCAAAAUAAACCAGCCGGAGGAUUGUUUGGAUCUACAAAUACGUCUAGUCCAUUCGCUUCGACAUCGAACGCCAAUGCUUCUGGGUCAUUAUUUGGAGCCAAGCCAGCGGUAUGUAUGCACGUUUGGAAAACAAUUCCUUUUUAGUUUGGUCAGCAAUCAUCUACGUCUUUGUUUGGAGCCACCAACACGGCAACUACAACUCAAUCUGGCUUUGGUUUUGGUGCUGCAAAACCGGUAAGUUGUUCGUUACUUUGACAAUUUAUUUUUAGACCACUUCUACUGGAUUUGGAUCAACCUUUGGUCAAACAAACACGGGGACGUCGUCCUUAUUUGGAUCAACCCAAUCUAAGCCUUUGUUCGGAUCAACUACAACUUCCCAGCCGUCAACUGGGAUGUUCGGUGCAACCACAUCCCAGCCAGCCCAAGGGACAACUCUGUUUGGAGGUGGCGCUACCGGCACUCAAGGCACAACAUCUAUUUUUGGAGGGGGCACAAGUCAGCCGGCAGCUGGUACAUCCCUUUUUGGUGGGAAUACUCAGCAAAAUACUGGACAGACUGGAAUUUUUGGAAGUCAGCCUCAACAGAGUACAGGCACUUCGCUCUUUGGGACUGCUACUAACACGGGUACGUCUUUAUUUGGAAACACUGCCUCCCAACAAGCUGGGUUUGGUGGAACGUCGGCUUUUGGACAAAAACCUGCUGGAACCGGACUCUUUGGUGCAACGACCGGACAACCACAACAACAAGGAGCAUUUACAUUGGGAGGUAAGUAUUUUAGUUUUCGCUGUCCGCAAAUAAAAACUCACAGUCCAAAGGAAAAGAAGCCGAAAGGUGCCCAAAAAGAAUUGGUGUUUAAAGUAACAAGCACUCCUCUAAUAUACUCGAAAAACAGAUGUAUAAAAGAUGUGCAUGUUUUUGCUUUAAUAAUCACCGAUAUUAUGUACAAUAUCAUCAGAUUUUCUAUCGAGAAUGCCUGCCUAUCGCGUGAAUUUGCUGCUAAACAUUGAGUUAUGCGCAAGAAGAUUCUCAUUUGCGGACAGCGAAAAUUCUUUGCGGACGGCAAAAAUAGUUUCUUUUUACCUAUUAUAGGUGCCACUCAAGUUGCCCAACCUCAACAAUCGGUCCUCCAAGUUCCUCAACAGCCUUUGUUAAUUACCCGAGACACUGAACAGAUGCUGCAACAAUCGAUACUGGAAUCCCAAAUGUCGAUGUAUCCUUAUGGAACGGAUGAAUUAUUCAGAACCAUAAGUGUUAGAUCAACUGCCGAGCAAGCUAACGAAGCCAUGAAGAGCAAGUUGGAGAAGUAAGUUUAUAGUUUAAAUUUUGUUAUGUUUUCAUUUUUCCAGGGAACGAUUACUAAAUACAUACGCCGCUUCCAAAUUUGCCGACCUUUCUUCUGACAAGAAUAAACAGGAUGAUGGAUUGAGGAAGUUCACUCAAUGUGUGCUGACCGCCAACAAGCCCAAAGUGUUCUCAUACAAACCUCUGAUCCAACGGAGUGGUCUGGAUGAGAGCAGAAAUGAAAGCCAGGAACUAAAUGACUCAAAUGGCUUCCUCAACCGGUCAACGUCUUCUUAUGGAAAUAAAACACAAUCGUUCUCUGAACUGAAGACUGGAUUAUUUAUACCGACAGUCAUGAAUACGUCGAAAUCGAGGGAUAAUCCCAAACGGUUCGAUGCUUCCGUCUUAAAGGACAAGUCUUCGAGUCGAUUGGAUGAAUCUAUACUCUCUAGAAAGUCUAUGUUGAAUCACAGUAUUGCCCAUGACACUUUGACCAUCGAUAAUGGAACCCGUGAUAGAAGAGACAGUAUAGCGAAGGAUGAGUCGUAAGCUUUUUUUGUUGAUUAUGUGACUUUCUAUUUUUAUAAUAAAUCCUUAGUUUUAGAUUGCUGAACGGCAGCAAAAAUAACUCCGUAUUUACUAGCACACCGGCAGAGAAGCAACAUUCCCCAAAAUCAGUCCAUUUCUCUCAAGACGAGCUCAAUUUGUCCACUGUUUCGAAUGGCCACGACGUGUCAGUUCGAACCACACUUAGUGAAAACGAUGAGAAUCAACUUAACAGAACUAUCAGACAUGGUCCUUGUAAUGUGUUGAUAUCAAGCAGAAAUAUCUACACGGAACCAUCAUUGGAAGAACUCGAAACUUUUGUGAGAAAUGGAAAAAUAUUCAUCAAGGAGAAGGAGGCCUUCAAAGUUGGAAGAAUUGGAUAUGGAAGUGUUUUGUGGGAGGGACCAUUCGACUUUAGUGAUGUGGACUUGGCCGAGAUUGUUCAAUUCCACCGAAAAGAGGUUGUCGUAUAUCCAGACGAGAAGAAGAAACCACAUGUUGGUUGUGAAUUGAAUCGACCCGCGAUCAUUUGUCUGGAGAAUGUAUUCCCAAUUGACAGGAUAUCCAGGGAAUAUAUUAAGGCAAGAGAGUUUUUUUAUAUUAUUUACGUUAUGUAACUGCAGGAUCCAGAUCAUCCAGAAGUGAAAAGAUUCAGCGCAUUGUUGGAGAAGAAGUGCCUCAAGAUGGGAUGUUCCUUUAUCGAAUAUGACGCGGAAGGAGGUCUCUGGACUUUUAAAGUCAAGCAUUUCUCAAAGUAUGGAUUCUAUGAUGAUGAUGAGGAAGAAGGAACACAAGUGUUGCCGCAACAGAAGAAAGUAUUGGCCCCAAAGCAGACCGUGGAAGUUCAGACGGAGUUGGAAAUGGUGGUAGAAAUGGAUGACGUGGAUGUUCCUUUGGCUUCAGAACCCACAAAUGCUGGCACUCUUCUUAGAGAACGGUUCCUCAACUUUGACGAAUCAAUGAGAGCACCCAUGGUUGAUCCAAAACGAUUAUUUCUUUGUGAGUAGUUGAUUUUGUGUGGAACUCACUUAUUUAUUUGUUGUUAAACUUGCACAUUGACCAGUACACUUUUGUCAUAAAUAUUUGUAAAUGGUUCUGUGUGGUUUUAUGAAUGUCGAAAAUGGUUUUUAUUUUUAGCCGAGUCUCCGGAGGUUGUCCAAAAGAAAAAGAUGCGAUUCACAGAUGAUCUAAUGGAGUUUGAGUAUGUUUAAUACUAAGUUAAUAUAAUUUUUUAAGGCUUCGGGGAUUGGAUAUCUUGGGCGAAGGCGAGAAAAAGAAGAAGGAACAUCCAGUUGUCCGUCAGAAAGUGAACAAGAUCAUGAACUUUAAUCUCACCCAUCCAAUUUUCAAAGAAUUGAAUGUACAAGGGCUGUUCGGUCCCUUGAUCCCUCUGACUUUCCGUCGAGUUGGCUUUGCGCAUUCUGCUCAAGAUGCUGUUAAUGUUACGGUUCUUAAAGAUCCAAGACCUCGAUCAGCUGCUGUUCAAAUACAAACAGUCAAACUUGUCCCAACUAUAGAGGUAAACGUAUUUUUUUCAGUAUUAUUCAAUUGAUUUAGACUUACAUGAGACAACAUUUGGAGAAGAUUGGAAGGACCGAACUCUUUGAUGAGCUCGUCAAUACCGAGAUGCUUCACAUGAAUCCACCGUCGGAUCUGAUCAGACUUGUUGAUGAUUAUCUCUUCAAUGAAUUGCGAUUGAAUUAUUCGUUGGAAGAGAUUGCAGUCAAGAUGUUGAAGUUCUGCGAAGCCAUGUGCCAAGACCCGAGUGAUAUUAGAUUUGGUGGGUCAGGCUCUUUGUGACUCAUUGUCAUCAUGUUUAGGUCAUCUUCAGAGAACUGGCUUUAUUGAAUGGGUGGUAAAAGAGCUCUCGACAAAACUGGAAAAGAAACUAAAGCAAUUAUCAGAAAAUAAUAACAACUCCCUCUAUGUCCCAGUCUACUAUGCUCUACUCUUCGCUGACUUUGACCAAGCAAUCCAAUUGGCCAGGCAUAGUGGAUUAAAUGAUCUUUCGAUGUUGAUCGGCUUGUAUUCAGCCGGCACGCGGAUCCCGGACAGGCUUUUGAAGUAUCAGAAAGCUGCGGUAAGUUGUUUUAUUGAGGAUGUUUUUCAAAUGUAUUUAAAUAAUAAGCGAUUAUUUUUAGUUUGAGCAUUGUCGAGAAGGAUCUGAUCCCUACAGAACCCGAGUUUAUGCUUUGUUAAGUCAUUCCAUGACAUUUUCCCGAGCUGGAAAGCUGGCCGAUCUUCGGAAAGACCUUCCAGUUUUACAGGUAGGAAUACUGUAGUUACCCUUUUUUGAAACGGCAGCGGUUGGUUGAUGUCAAUUAUUUUUAGCUGUUGGCCAUUCAACUAACUUAUUUCUCAACCUUCAAAGACUCGAUGUCCUCCAGUGUCCAAGCCCUUCCCGCUAUCGUCAGACCAUAA
Bursaphelenchus xylophilus (pine wood nematode) is the source of this 4650-nucleotide messenger RNA. The record is from the annotation of a GenBank genome assembly. Lineage: Eukaryota; Metazoa; Nematoda; Chromadorea; Rhabditida; Aphelenchoididae.